GCAUGAUUUUCUAUGAAUAUGAAAUAUUAACUUACUAUAUGCUGGAUUUUGAAUGUUCAUAAUUCCUGGUGUAUUCGACGCCAUAAUGUUCUAAUACAGAUAAACUACAGAGUAUAAUAGUCUAACACGUAAUUUACUGAACUGGGUCAAUCAAUCGUAUGUUAUAUUUUCUGAAAAUGAAGUCUUGCUAAUAUUGGAAAAUAAAAGACAAAAAUGAAACAGCAACCCUUGUUGAAAAGUUAGUAUAGAGUACAGACCAAGUUUAAAAUCGUUUUGAAAGAAACCAAGAUGGCUUGUAUCAUAUGUAAAAUUGAGAAGCUCAGGAACGAAUAUCCAUCUCACAACGUUUCGAAAGACUGUGAUCAUCCAUCUCUUACUUGUCUAAGGUGUAUAGUGAAGUAUAUUGACGAGCAAGAACAGUGUCCACACCCUGAAUGUGGUCUAGUCAUCGGAAAUCAAUCUGAAACUAUGUUGCUAUUUAAAGCUAUCUUGUCGAAGCAGUUCAAAGAAUACGAGUCUGCAUACACACCACUGGUUGAUAUGGGUGGCAGUAAUCAGUAUAUCAACAUCACUGGUCUAACCGGCGAGUCCACCACUGUGUUAUUCUCCCCAUCGAUGACAGUUGACCAAUUGAAAAGCCAAAUACAAAUAAAAUUGAAACAUGAAAAAAUCAGACAGAAGCUUCUCUAUGAAGGAAAAGAAAUGAAUGUUUAUCAAACAAACGGUGGGAUGGCUACUCUUUCAGAAUAUGGAGUUAAGCCUAACUCUACUAUCUGCGUAGUUAUUUGUUUAUACAGCAUACCAGAACAUUUUGAUGAUGUUGUUUUCGACCUCUAUUGGGGAUAUCCAUACAACAGAACCGAUUACCUCGAUGCGUCAUGUCUUCUUUUUCAAGGCACAUUUUACAAAAGAGUAAUAGAUUACAGGGAUAUAAAUUAUGUUGCAGUAAGUCAUUCAGGAGACAUGAUGGACAAUAGGCGUCGGAUUGGACACCAUAAAAUCAAUGUUUCAUUGAAAAAAAUUCCAUCAAAUAUCACACAUCUGUUUUUCACAUUGAGUGCAUAUAAUUCUACAAAUAUCGCUCAGUAUCCAAAUCCAAGUUUGAAAUUUUAUGAUGCUUCAAAACCUGGAAAGGAUCUUUGCAAAACAACGUUCCAUCAUGCAAGAAACUCACAGGCCGUAAUCAUGUGUUCAGUGUCAAGGAACACCCAAGGUCACUGGGAAAUAUUUGAAUCUGGUCAACUUUCUGCUGGUAAUGCGAAGAAUUACGAACGACUGAUUCAUACCAUACAGCAAUUAAUUUCUAGAGGUGUAUAAAACACAAUUGAAGAUAAAUUAAAUCUGAUUUCGCAUGAAACAUUGAACCUAUCUUAGACAUUUUUGUUUUUCAAUUCAACUUAUUUGUUAAGUAAGCUGAAAAAAAACAAACGUUUAAAAACUAUCCUAAAAAUCGUUCUUUUAAACUUUCUUAGCCUAUAUAUUGAUAUGGUUUUAACAUUGGUUGAGAAAUCAGUGUUUCUUGUAUGUUU
Messenger RNA from Mytilus californianus (California mussel), 1529 nucleotides. RefSeq lists its product as uncharacterized. The record is from RefSeq and is a predicted model, not a curated record. Gene Ontology annotation, molecular function: protein binding. Bases 289 to 1317 code for a protein of 342 amino acids. Lineage: Eukaryota; Metazoa; Mollusca; Bivalvia; Mytilida; Mytilidae. The transcript is spliced from 4 exons.